GCCUGAAGACUGUUUCACUGCAGCCACGGGCCUGAAGACUGUUUCACUGCAGCCACGGGCCUGAAGACUGUUUCACUGCAGCCACGGGCCUGAAGACUGUUUCACUGCAGCCACGGGCCUGAAGACUGUUUCACUGCAGCCACGGGCCUGAAGACUGUUUCACUGCAGCCACGGGCCUGAAGACUGUUUCACUGCAGCCACGGGCCUGAAGACUGUUUCACUGCAGCCACGGGCCUGAAGACUGUUUCACUGCAGCCACGGGCCUGAAGACUGUUUCACUGCAGCCACGGGCCUGAAGACUGUUUCACUGCAGCCACGGGCCUGAAGACUGUUUCACUGCAGCCACGGGCCUGAAGACUGUUUCACUGCAGCCACGGGCCUGAAGACUGUUUCACUGCAGCCACGGGCCUGAAGACUGUUUCACUGCAGCCACGGGCCUGAAGACUGUUUCACUGCAGCCACGGGCCUGAAGACUGUUUCACUGCAGCCACGGGCCUGAAGACUGUUUCACUGCAGCCACGGGCCUGAAGACUGUUUCACUGCAGCCACGGGCCUGAAGACUGUUUCACUGCAGCCACGGGCCUGAAGACUGUUUCACUGCAGCCACGGGCCUGAAGACUGUUUCACUGCAGCCACGGGCCUGAAGACUGUUUCACUGCAGCCACGGGCCUGAAGACUGUUUCACUGCAGCCACGGGCCUGAAGACUGUUUCACUGCAGCCACGGGCCUGAAGACUGUUUCACUGCAGCCACGGGCCUGAAGACUGUUUCACUGCAGCCACGGGCCUGAAGACUGUUUCACUGCAGCCACGGGCCUGAACAACAGCCAGUCAUGACAUCAAGCAUAGGGGAUGAUUCCAGCAUCUUCGACGGGUCGAUGGAUGAAGAUGACAAGGACAAAGCAAAACGCGUGUCCCGUAACAAGUCGGAGAAGAAGAGACGAGACCAGUUCAAUGUCCUCAUCAAGGAGCUGGGCACCAUGUUGCCUGGCAUCACACGCAAGAUGGACAAGUCCACCAUCCUGCAGAAGAGCAUCGACUUCCUGUGUAAACACAACGAGAUCUCUGCUCAGUCUGAGUCCAGUGAGAUCAGACAGGACUGGAAACCUCCGUUCCUUAGCAACGAGGAGUUCACCCAGCUCAUGCUGGAGGCUCUGGAUGGAUUCUUCAUAGCGAUAAUGACAGACUGUUGUGUUGAACUCAACGUGUGUGUGUGUGUGUGUGUGUGUGUGUGUGUGUGUGUUCCCCAGUCGGACCUGCAGGACCAGAACCUGUUAAACUUCCUCCCUCUGGAUGAACACUCAGAGGUGUACAAGGCUCUCUCCAAACACCCCUCCGACCCCGAGAGCCUCGGACCAGAGUACCUCAAGACGAAGAACCAGCUGGAGUUUUGUUGCCACGUGUUGAGGGGAACCAUCGACCCUAAAGAACCUGCCGUCUACGAACACGUCAAAUUCAUCGGCAACUUCAAGUCGCUGAACGACGUCCCCAACACCACCAGGAAUGGUUUAGCAGGAGUGUUACAGAGAUCCCUACAACCUGCCUUUGAUGACCUGGUCUGCUUCGUAGCCACCGUCAGGCUGGCUAAACCACAGUUCAUCAAGGAGAUGUGUACAGUGGUGGAGUCCAAUGAAGAGUUCACCUCCCGACACAGUCUGGAGUGGAAGUUCUUAUUCCUAGACCACAGGGCUCCACCAAUCAUAGGCUACCUUCCAUUUGAGGUUCUGGGGACGUCGGGGUACGACUACUAUCAUGUAGACGACCUGGGGACACUGGCCAAGUGUCACGAACACUUGAUGCAGUAUGGUAAAGGGAAGUCGUGUUACUACAGGUUCCUGACCAAAGGUCAGCAGUGGAUCUGGCUCCAGACUCGUCACUACAUCACCUAUCACCAGUGGAACUCCAGGCCUGAGUUCAUCGUCUGCACGCACACCGUGGUCAGCUACGCGGAGGUGAGGGCAGAGCAGCGUAGAGAGCUGGGUAUCAUUGAAGAGCCCCCCCCUGAGGUAACUGUGGACAAGCAGAGUCGAGACAGUGGAUCUGAGUCUCAGCUCAACACAGUUUCCAGCCUAAAAGAGGCCCUGGAACGCUUUGACCGUAGCCACACCCCCUCCUCCACCUCUCUGUCCUCACACAAGACCUCCUCACAGCUCUCAGACAACACCUGUACCUCAACAGCCUCCAAGCUCCACAUGGACAUGGCCACGCCCCCUCAUCAGUCACAUGUUGCCUCCACCAUCGAGAUGACAUCACAGAGACGCUCCUCCAUCAGCAGCCAGUCUAUGAGUUCUCAGACCACGGGACACAGUGUGGCUCCUGUCCAUCCUGUGAUACAACAACACCAACAACAAGAGCCGGUGCUUGAGUUCUCAGCCCAGGUGAAUGCUAUGCAGCACCUAAAGAACCAGCUGGAGCAGAGGACCAGGAUGAUACAGGCCAACAUCCAGAGACAGCAGGAUGAACUCCGAGCCAUACAGGACCAACUACACAGAGUCCAGCCCCCAGCCAUACAGGACCAACUACACAGAGUCCAGCCCCCAGCCAUACAGGACCAACUACACAGAGUACAGCCCCCAGCCAUACAGGACCAACUACACAGAGUCCAGCCCCCAGCCAUACAGGACCAACUACACAGAGUCCAGCCCCCAGCCAUACAGGACCAACUACACAGAGUCCAGCCCCCAGCCAUACAGGACCAACUACACAGAGUACAGCCCCCAGCCAUACAGGACCAACUACACAGAGUACAGCCCCCAGCCAUACAGGACCAACUACACAGAGUCCAGCCCCCACAGCCUGACAGCUUUGAAUGUCCAGCUGCCUCAGGUGGGGGUGGUGCCACAGGGAGCAGUUCUGACCAUCAGGUGCAGCAGACUGUCCUAAACCCCGCCCACACAGGAAGUCAGCUCACCGUUCAGCAGCAGCAGCAGUCACCUCCUCCUCAACAGAACCUUCAACUACAGCAAAACAACUCCCUCGCUCAGGUAUUCAGCCAAGCAGUGGUCCAGCAGCAGCGUCAACCACAACAACAACAGCAGCAGCAACAGCAGCAGCAGCAACAACCUGUCUAUAACAUGAUCAUGUCUCAGCCCGGCCAACCCAACCUACUACAGAUCAGUACCAGUCUACCACAGAACAACACACAACAGGCUGUAGCCACCUUCACACAAGACAACACUCAGAUACAGUUUCCGGCGGGCCAGCAGCUGGUGACUAAGUUAGUGACAGCUCCCAUGGCAUGUGGAGCUGUCAUGGUCCCGACCUCUGUAUUCAUGGGACAACCGGUCAUCGCUUACAACCCCUUUGGAGGGCAGCAGGGCGGUCAGACUCUUACCCUCCAGGCAGCCCAGCCUCAACAGAACCAGCCUGACAGCCAGACACAGACGGCUGUAGUGGCACAGAGUAACCAACAGGGGGCGCAGCAUCAGUUCGUACAGGGCACCCGUCUUCUCCACGGCAACCAGCAGCUGAUCCUCCAGGCAGCAUUCCCCAUGCAACAACAGCAACAGGCCUUCACCCAGGUAACACAACAACAACAGUCUCACACCCAGAGGCAUCAGCUGCAGCUGAAACCACAGCCGCAGAAACAACCCAAAGGCCCGCCUUCGCACCGGACUGACAGCUCCAGCAGCCAAGCACAGUAGGCCAGGCGUCCAAUCAGACUCUAUGACCUGAAGGCUGAACCAAUCAGAGGUGUGGAGGGGUGUCCUGGAUUGUGUUGUGUGUUUAUCUAAUGGAACUACAGUGUUGGAGUCACCCAACCCCCCCUCCUAUCGCCCCUACCAAUAUAGCUGCUGUGUUGACCCCCUCUAUCUUCCGCCAUAACAAACUGAAUUAUGGGUAACGGUGAGGGUGGCCAGCCCUUCGUCCUAGAAAGCUACUAACUGUGCAGGGUUUGGCUCCGGCUCUGCUCUAACACGCCUAUUCAGUUGCACACCAGGACCUUGAUGUUCACCUAGACUGAAUCAGGUGUGUUGGUUAGCGCAGGGCCGGAACUAAAGCCUGCAGUCAGGAGAUCUUCAGGAGGAGGUUUGGCUCCACCUGGAUUUCACCUUCCCUAAGGAACUCCUCAUCACCGUGGUGACAACAGUACGGACCGGAACCAUCGGAACCCUGUAUCCCGUAGCAACCAGGAGGAGCGUUGUUUGUUCGUGCGUUUGGAGGAGAGACAAACUCGGUGUCCGUGGAAACCCAGUAGAACUCUUUGCGUUGCCACGGUAACGAGAGACUCCAAAAGGAACGUUGUGGUGAUGGACUGACUCUAUGGGUCUGUACAGUACAGACGUGUGUAACAUUAAACUAAAUGUAAAUAUCCAUUAUAGCUACAGAGAAAAAAACAGAAAUUACUAUUUUAUAUGAUUGCAUGGGUAAAUAACUGUACGUUUUUAUGAGUAACUUUUGACAAAAUGACUUUAUUCAGUGUUUUCCUGGUCAGAUAUGAGGUGACAGACGUUCAGCGAGGAUGAAGAGCCGCCUCUCUCUUCCACCCGAAGGUCUUCGGCUCUGUUCCAACACUUUACAAAAUGCAUCCGUCCUUCCAUCCUUCCUGCCUUCCUGCCUUGAGGUUAUCAAAGUCAUUCAGUUAAGGGUGUAUUUUAUUUGUGUUGGAACAUGGCCCCCGGAGGGAGAGACGUUGUGUCACCGUUCGUUUAAUGGACGGGCUUGGGUUCUAGUGGGAUGCUGGGAAAUGUAGUUUUUUUUUAAAAA
Oncorhynchus keta (chum salmon) is the source of this 4705-nucleotide messenger RNA. RefSeq names its product circadian locomoter output cycles protein kaput-like. Lineage: Eukaryota; Metazoa; Chordata; Actinopteri; Salmoniformes; Salmonidae. Gene Ontology annotation, biological process: regulation of transcription by RNA polymerase II; circadian regulation of gene expression. Gene Ontology annotation, cellular component: cytoplasm; CLOCK-BMAL transcription complex; nucleus. The record is from RefSeq and is a predicted model, not a curated record. Bases 832 to 3642 code for a protein of 936 amino acids. The transcript is spliced from 24 exons. Gene Ontology annotation, molecular function: protein dimerization activity; E-box binding; DNA-binding transcription factor activity, RNA polymerase II-specific.